Molecule: messenger RNA, 621 nt
Organism: Aethina tumida (small hive beetle)
Lineage: Eukaryota; Metazoa; Arthropoda; Insecta; Coleoptera; Nitidulidae
Product: S-phase kinase-associated protein 1
Exons: 3
Coding region: 91-606 (171 amino acids)
Biological process (GO): SCF-dependent proteasomal ubiquitin-dependent protein catabolic process
Cellular component (GO): nucleus; cytoplasm
Molecular function (GO): cullin family protein binding
Source: RefSeq, a predicted model, not a curated record
CAUGGUAACAAUGACAGAAAUACUCGUGACAUUUUGAUACUUGUAAGUAAUAAAUUCGCAUUUGAAGAUAUAGUAAAAUUCUUGGUACAAAUGUCAAUAAUAAAACUAGAAAGUGGUGAUGGAGAUAGAUUUGAUAUUGACAUGGAUGUCGCGAAGUGUUCUGUUAUCCUGUCAACCAUGGUUGAGCACUUAGGUAACGUCGACGACGAGAUUGUGCCUUUGCCCAAUAUAAGUUCAGUGAUCUUACAAAAGAUAAUCGAUUGGGCGACUUAUCACAAAGACGAUCCUCCACUUCCAGAGGAUGAGGGCAAGGAGCGAAUUAGUGAUGAUAUUUUGGAAUGGGACGCAAAGUUUUUACAAGACGAUCAUCUCACUAUAUUUGAUUUGAUUUUGGCUGCUGAUUUUUUACAAAUUAGAGGACUCAUCGAAUUAACAAGCAAAAAACUGGCGAACAUGAUGAAGGGCAAAACAUCGGAGGAUAUUCGCAGAAUAUUCAACAUUGAAAACGACUAUACUGAAACAGAAGAAAGAGAACUAGCUGAAUUUACAGAACAAAUAAACUAUUUUAAAUAUUUGUUGUUUGUUUUUUUAUCUCAUUUUAUAUAACUGUCAAAUUUGAGU